Molecule: messenger RNA, 846 nt
Organism: Desarmillaria tabescens
Lineage: Eukaryota; Fungi; Basidiomycota; Agaricomycetes; Agaricales; Physalacriaceae
Product: ribosomal protein S5 domain 2-like protein
Exons: 6
Coding region: 1-846 (281 amino acids)
Biological process (GO): TRAMP-dependent tRNA surveillance pathway; U4 snRNA 3'-end processing; nuclear polyadenylation-dependent rRNA catabolic process
Cellular component (GO): cytoplasmic exosome (RNase complex); nuclear exosome (RNase complex)
Molecular function (GO): mRNA 3'-UTR AU-rich region binding
Source: RefSeq, a predicted model, not a curated record
AUGGCAUCCACCUCUUCUCAACCACAACAGGAUACUCUCAAGGCCGCCGUUUUUCAAAGACUACAUCCGCGCGUUUACCUUGAACGAUUCGUCGCCGAAAAUGUCAGACCAGACGGACGCGAUUUCGACGCGUGGCGUGAUGUUUCUGUGAACGUUGGCUCGGUCUCGACAGCAAAUGGAUCCGCACUCGUUCGCCUUGGAGACACAACUGUUGUGUGUGGUGUUAAAGCUGAACUUGCCGAACCAGAGCUGGAUGCGCCAAACGUUGGGUUUUUGGUCCCAAAUUUGGAUUUGCCUGCAAUAAGUUCUCCCAAGUUCAAACCAGGUCCCCCGACCGAAGAGGCACAGGUGCUUUCGGACAGGUUGAAUGAGGUUCUUGUCAGUUCUGGUAUCAUUCCUCUAGAGUCUCUCUGCAUCCAUCCAGGCAAAUCCGUCUGGGUUCUUUACGUGGACGCAACAUGCAUAAACUACGACGGAAACGCAUUCGAUGCUACCCUCAUCGCGAUGGUCGCAGCUCUCAAAAACACCAAACUUCCUAAAGCGACGUACAACGAGGACAUCGGGCUUACGACAUGCUCUCGUAAGGUGAUGAUGCCUUUGCAAAUUGAACGCCUUCCGAUCGCAUUGUCUUUUGGUGUCUUCGAUUCGUCUCGAAUCCUUCCGGACCCAACAUCCUUCGAGGAACCUCUCCUCGAUACCACGAUAUCGGUCGUAAUCGACGAAAAAGGCCAGUUGAUCUCCAUAUCGCAAGUAGGCACCGACACGCAAGACGCCCUUCUUACAUGUACUUCUGCCGCUAGAAAGCGCCAUGCCAUUCUCACAAAACAAAUAUACAACUCAUCAUAG